Molecule: messenger RNA, 3017 nt
Organism: Felis catus (domestic cat)
Lineage: Eukaryota; Metazoa; Chordata; Mammalia; Carnivora; Felidae
Gene: TAS2R16
Product: taste 2 receptor member 16
Biological process (GO): G protein-coupled receptor signaling pathway; detection of chemical stimulus involved in sensory perception of bitter taste; sensory perception of taste
Cellular component (GO): membrane
Molecular function (GO): bitter taste receptor activity; G protein-coupled receptor activity
Source: RefSeq, a predicted model, not a curated record
AUGAGGGCAGAAAGCUCCCCCUGGUUUGUGGCGUUCUUUGCUAUGGUCCCUGAUAUUUGCUCUCAGGGUCUGACCGAGCAAUGGUCGGGUGCCGGCUGCUCCCAGGAACGUUUGCGGGACCAUGCUGCUGCCAACGCCCAGCGACUGCGGCUGGGUGCCAGCCCGCCCCAGAAAAAGUUCACGCGAUCAUUUCAGGGAGAGUGCCUCUGUGGAGUAGAGUUGUGCCAGAUCAUCCCUGGGGCUGCGGGCCAGCCUAUCAGUGGCUGGUUUGGACAGGUGCUCAUUCCUGGUCCAACUACAGCGGCUGGUAUUGUCACGAGGGCUAUAGUGGUAUGCUUCACCACAGACCACUGGCUGCUCAGCUUGGGCUCAGGACCUGUAGCAAUUGGAGCUUUGAGCAUCAUAGCAUGUGAUGGGGAAGAGUACAGCAAACACCAUGGUACACUGCUAGAAAGGGAAGCAGCUGGCAGGUGCAGUAUCCUCAGCAGGUGCCUGACAAAUCAGACCAUCCAGCAUCUGCUGCAGUCAGUCUUGCUUGUGAGCCCACAGGGGACACUUCCAGAAAUAAUUCAUGGGUACCAAGAUACUUUGGAGUGGAAGAAUGAUGCCCCUUGGCUCACUAUCUUCUUCAUAACCAUCUAUGUGCUCAAAUCCUUGAGAGUAAUUAUGCAGAGGAGCUUAAUGUUUGCAGUGCUGGGAGAGUGGGUGCAGGCCAAAAGGCUGUCAUCAGUGGACUUGAGUCUCAUCUGCCUGGGUAUUUGCUGCUUCUGUCUACAAUGGGCAUCUGUCCUAUACAAUUUUUGCUCCUAUUUUAACCCUAACUAUGUAUUUUGGUACUUAUCAAUCACCUGAGAAUUUACUAAUACUCUUACUUUCUGGUUAACCAGCUUGCUUGCUGUCUUCAACUGUGUCAAAGUCUCUUCCUUUACCAGUCACCUCUUCUAGCUGAGGUGGAGAAUGUUGAGGUUUGUUCCUUGGCUGUUGCUGGGUUCUUUGUUGGUUUUUUGUGUGUCAAUCAUCUUUUCAACUAUUAGGAAUUGUGUCAAUGUUCGCUUAAUCACCGUGGGGUGUUUCUCUACAAACAGCACUAUGGUUAAGGGACUUAAGACAUUCCAUUUGUUUACCAUAUCUCAUCUAAUGGUUGCAUUGGUUAUUCCUUUCCUCCUGUUCCUGGCCUCCACAAUCCUGCUCAUGGCCUCACUGUUCCAACACAUGGAAAUGCAACACCAUAGCACUGGUCACUGCAGCUCCAGCAUGAAAGCUCACACCACUGCCCUCAGGUCUCUCACCAUUUUCCUCAUCCUCUUCACUUCUUACUUGCUGACCCUACUCAUCUCUAUUAUGAGUAUCUCAUUGGAUAAAAGGUCUUGGUUCGGGGCUUGGGGAGCUGUCAUCUGUGCUAUAGUCUCUAUUCACGCCACUUAACUAAUGCCGAGCAUCCCUAAAUUGAAAAAGUUUUCAAGAUAAGGUGCUGGAGCCUAGAGACUGACUGAGGCACAGGGUACAACAAGACCCCUGGGUAAAUGGGAGUAUGCAUUGACACAACUAAUACCAAUAACCAGCAUUAUUCUUGACAAUCCCCCACGUAAUAGUAAUACACCAUAUGUGCAAGCCUUAUUCUCCUUCAUCCCACAGCCAUCUAUCUCUAAUCAAUUCUUUCUCUAUUCCAUGGCACUCCUUCAUUUGCUUUCCACAAUCACCAUGUUGGUCCCAACUUUCUCAUGCAUUUUUAUUUUAUCCUUUUCAUGACUGCCAAUUACUUUAUGCAUUAAUAUGAAUCCCUUCCCCUCAAGAAUUUAUUGCCCACACCCUGAAUAUUCCCCAUGCUAACCCCUCAAUCCACUUUCCUAAACUUAGUCAAGAAAAGGUCUUGCCAUCUCUCUCUCUCUCUCUCUCUCUCUGCUGCUACUGCUUCUAAACCUUUAUCCAAUGACAUAAAUUUUCUUAUUUGGUUCUCUACCAAAUACUGUCCCUUAAUUCCUCUAAAACUCAAGUCAAAAAUGAACGCCUCUUUUAUUUUCAUUCACCAAGAAACUAUACUCUUCCCAGAAUAGCAGACUACUGACCCAGUCUGGGUUCAUCCUAGAACCUCUCCAAAUAUUGGCAACCUAACUGGGUCAAUUGUAGAUAGUUUCCAUUGGUUGGAUACUUGCCUCUCUAUUGUACUACAAAUUGGACAGAACUUUCUAGGAAGAUUCCUAGAUUGAGGCUUAGCUGGUUUUCGAUAUAUAACCCAGGGGUCAGCUGGGAAACUCCUCUUACUUUGUAAAAUCUGAAUUACAUUGGCUUAAAUUUUCUAUUCUCUUCUAUAUGUGCUCGGUCAUAGUCCAAAGUCCUCCUCAAAUGGGUAAGAAUAUAAGAGUUGCAUAGUACUCAAUUAAAAAUCACCUGUAGGACUUUCCUGUGCUUUGGAAGCCCUUUUCAGCCUUCUCAAUCCCACAGAACUCUCUCAUAUUCUUUCCUUUGCAAAAACUAGCCCCACUCUCUUCCCAUGACAUCUUGUUCAUCAUUUCUCCCCUCUUCACCCUGGCCCACCCGCAACAAAGUGUCUUGGCAACACCCAACUCUCAGGCCUUUGGGUCUCAGCUUUUGUCUGCUCCAGGCACUUAUCAAGGUAUUUUUCCUAAAGACAGCUUCAUCUCUUAAGGCAUCCUGGUGCCUGAGGUUUCACCUUUUAUAUGAAUCAAGCAUGUGUGAUGAACUGAAAUUCUGGCUCUCUCACUAGAAGACUGAAGCACCUGCUGAGAAAAAGCCAACCUAUCGGGAAAAGGACACAGUUAUCUCAAGCUAGACUGUGAAAGAAAGACUUAGUCCCUGGAAGGGAAUGGAAAUUCCCAUCUGGUCUUGGGUAUGUCAUUCCAAUUUGUCUCCAAGUAAAGCCAUCCCUUAAAUUCACAUUUGAAACUGAGGAUGUGAGGGGCGCCUGGGUGGCACAGUCGGUUAAGCGUCCGACUUCAGCCAGGUCACGAUCUCGCGGUCCGUGAGUUCAAGCCCCGCGUCGGGCUCUGGGCUGAUGG